This is a messenger RNA of Prorocentrum cordatum, 2146 nucleotides long. The record is from the annotation of a GenBank genome assembly. Lineage: Eukaryota; Dinophyceae; Prorocentrales; Prorocentraceae.
AGCCUUGGUUCAAGCCCCAUCAUAGGUGAACGACGGCCGCUGUCGCGCCAGCAAUGGCGCUGUCGCCCCAAUGGCGCCGUUGUCCGACAUCCCCUCUGCGCCUGGGGGUGUGUCAUGGACGUUGCUGGUCGCCACGCUCUUCAUGGUCUUGUGUUCCUGUCCAGCCAGCUGCUGCAGAUGUCUAAGAUCGGGAGUCCAUUGCCCUCGGAGCUGGAGGACAUCUACGACGACGAGGCUGAGCGCGCCACCUCGAACAUGUACUGCAGGGCGAAGAGCACCGUCGGGCUCCUCAAGAGCGUCUUUGACAUCGGGGUGUUCUUCGCGUUCUGGCUUCUGCGGGGGUUUCCUUGGCUAGACGGCCUGUGCGUGAACCUGCAGCUCGGUGACCUCUGGACCGGAGUGGUCUUCGUGGGCCUGUUCGGGAUCGUGUCCAGCAUCUUGGACUUGCCGUGGGAGGGCUACAGGACUGUCGUACUGGAGGCGAGAUUCGGUUUCAGCAAGACGACUGCCAGGACUGACAUUCAUCAAGGACAGGCUGAAGGGGCUGGCGCUGAUGUUUGUGCUGGGUGGUCCCGUCGUGCUUCUGGUGCUCUGGUUCUUCACUGCUACAGGACCCCUCCGGCCCCGCGCCUGGCUCUGGGUCUUCCUGGCGCUGGCGGCCACCCAGGUCGCCCUGGUGUUCCUGCCGCCGGCUCUGCUCCUGCCCGUGCUCGUGGACAUUUCGGGGCGCGAAGGCCGGAGCCGUGCUGUCCAUCUCCUGGUCGGACAGGGAGGGCCUGUGGGCGCUGGCCGACGGCGACCCGAUUGGCCCGCCGACCAGACCCCGACGAUCUACGCGCUGAGCGCUGGGGCACAGGCUCCAGUCGCUGGGCAAGUGACGGAGUGGGUGCUCACUUCGCAUGCCAAGUCCCUUGCCAAGGACGCCGUUGACGCAGGCAGCCCUGAAGAGCCGCUGCUGCCAGACUCUGCGAGGUCUUCGUGUGUCGAUGUCGGCUCCUUGAGGACCAGACUUAAACUGUUAUCACUGGCGGAGAAGCUGGGUUACACAGGCGCGAACAUCUAUGUCGUCGACGGGCCCAUCCAGGGUGAACACAGCAAUGGGUUCUGCACGGGGUUUGGCAGGUUCCGGAGGAUAUGCCUGUUCGACACGUUGCUGCCUGUCAUGCAGGAGAACGAGAUGGUGGCCAUGCUCGCACAUGAAAUUGGGCACGACAGACUCCACCACGCUCACGCUCGCCUGUUUUUGGGCAUCCUGAAAUUAUUUGUCACCCUGUUCGCGAUGGGACAGUGUCUGACGUCGCCGGUCAUCAGCUCCGCGUUCUUCGUGCCAGAUCCAAAGGUGUAUCUAGGGAUCGUGUUGUUCGGCUACGUCUGGGGAAUGAUUGACUUCGUCGUGUCGAUCCCUCUGAACGUGCACAGCCGCGCGAACGAGUUCGCGGCAGAUCGCUAUUCCGUCGAUGCAGACAAGUCCUACGCCAGAGCACUUGGCGAUGGGCUGAAGAAGCUCCACAAGAAGAGCAAGGCAAAUCUGACGACGCCGCACCCUUUCUUCGUCUUCCUGUCGUGCUCGCACCCGCCUCUGGAUGCCCGCCUGCAGGCCAUCAUGCGGCACCACAGGAAGAAGUGGUCCUAGCUGGACAGCCCCUUGGGAGCCGUUUGAGGGAUCGUGGCGGCCCCUGGUGUCGCCAAGGUCGCCAGCCUCCGUCCAGGGGCCUCGGCGCCCGCGCGCCGCCCGGGCAGAUGGUGUGCAGGCCCACCUCUUGCAGGGCGGGCGUGCCGGGCAGCGCCCCCGCCAAGGCUUCGGCAGGCGCCCCCAGGACGGCUCUUCGGACACAGCGGCUGCCAGGGGCCGUGUGGGUUCGCGCGCGAACGCCACCUUCUUGACGGACUUUGCCGCGCUGGCGGCCCGCGCGAGCCAGCACGCAUUUCGUGGUGCCUUCGUGCGGAAUGAUUUCUCGUCUUCGUGGCCGACUUCUGUGUGCUCAAGCUGGACCCUUAUAGGAUGCACCUUCGCGGCUCCGACUCCGUUAGCAGCGGCAUGCGGCGGCGGAGACCAGUGGCGCGCGCGGGGAGGUGACCUUCCGCUUUUCCUUCUCCUGUCCAGCUUCCCAUCGCUACAUACUAGUAUGUUCAGUGUUGCUCGAAC